Molecule: messenger RNA, 1131 nt
Organism: Rhinolophus ferrumequinum (greater horseshoe bat)
Lineage: Eukaryota; Metazoa; Chordata; Mammalia; Chiroptera; Rhinolophidae
Gene: ADIPOQ
Product: adiponectin, C1Q and collagen domain containing
Exons: 3
Coding region: 104-883 (259 amino acids)
Molecular function (GO): protein binding
Source: RefSeq, a predicted model, not a curated record
GGCCAAUGAGAAGGGACAACUAUAAGGUGGGGACAGCCUGCCCCCAUGACUACCAGGCUUUUGUGGCUGGACCAUCUCCUCACUUUCAUGCUGACUGCAGUCUAUGGGUCUGACUCCACACUUGAGGAUUGGGAUUCCAGGGCUCAGGAUGCUGUUGCCACUAGCUGUUCUGCUGCUACUAGUCCUGCCCAGUCACGCCCAGGAUACCACGACUGAAAAACCUGCAGUCCUGCUUCCCCUGCCCAAGGGGGUCUGCAAUGGUUUGAUGGCGGGCAUCCCAGGGUAUCCUGGCCACAAUGGGAUCCCGGGCCGCGAUGGCAGAGAUGGCGCCCCUGGUGCGAAGGGAGAGAAAGGAGAUGCAGGUCUUGCUGGUCCUAAGGGUGACACUGGUGAAACUGGAGUGACUGGGGUUGAAGGUCCCCGAGGCUUUCCAGGAGUCCAAGGCAGGAAAGGAGAACCCGGAGAAAGUGCCUAUGUAUACCGCUCAGCAUUCAGUGUGGGAUUGGAGACCCAAGUCACUGUCCCUAAUGUUCCCAUUCGCUUUACCAAAAUCUUCUACAAUCAACAAAACCACUAUGAUACCACCACGGGCAAAUUCCAUUGCAACAUUCCUGGGCUAUACUACUUCUCCUACCACAUUACAGUCUACUUGAAGGACGUGAAGCUCAGCCUCUACAAGAAGGACAAGGCUGUGCUCUUCACCUUUGACCAAUAUCAGGACAAGGACUUGGACCAAGCCUCCGGCUCUGUGCUCCUCCAUCUGGGGACGGGCGACCAAGUCUGGCUCCAAGUGUAUGGGGAUGGGGAGCAUAAUGGGCUCUAUGCAGAUAAUGUCAAUGACUCCACCUUCACAGGCUUCCUUCUCUACCAUGAUAUCAACUGAUCACCACUAACUCAGAGCCCCUACCGGGCCAAACAAGCCAAGUCAAAGAACAGUACACAGUGUAGUUAGGAGGUUGAUGUUAUUAUCUAGUUGGAGGGCUCUGAACAUUAUUCAUUCAUUUACUCAUUCAUUCAUUUAUCAAGCACCUUUUUUUAAAAAAAUUAUAUACUAGAUUCCCAGUUCUAAAGAAGACAUGUUCCCUGGCCUCAAGGACCUGGUAUAUAGUGGUAAUAAAAGGAUAAAGCAUU